UCUCCUAUUGAGUUUCCAAGCAUGUUUGACAUUUCCAUAAGGGUCCCGCCUCUGUAUUUAUACCGCGCGCCCGUUCAGCGCGCUCGAGCAGCAGAGCGCAGGAAGAAAGUGAAGCUGAAGUGAACAUUUCACGGAGUACUUUACCUGUUUCAAAGGGCCAUGAACAAGCUCCCCGAAAAAGGAUGACAUCUAAAUGUCGGUCUUCAGACAUUCUGCCACAAAACAUUUCUGCAGGAAGCACUAUGUUGGAGUCCAACAUCUCCAAAUCUUCACAGGACAGCACCGUCAAGAGUGCCAGCUGUGGAUCUGUAUCCGUGUUUUUUCCCAUCAUUAUGAUGGUCACUGGAAUGGUGGGUAACUCGCUGGCGAUGCUGCUAGUUUAUAAUGCAUACCGAAGAAAAGAAAACAAAAGAAAGAAAUCGUUUCUGCUUUGCAUUGGGUCGCUGGCAUUGACUGAUCUUUUCGGCCAGUUGCUCACGAGUCCCAUAGUCAUUUCGGUUUACAGAGCAGAUCUGAAAUGGGAAAAAGUGGACUCGUCAGGAACUCUCUGCGCUUUCUUCGGCGUGUGCAUGACCACUUUUGGUCUAUGCUCUCUUUUUUUUGCGAGUGCCAUGGCUAUUGAAAGGGCCUUAGCCAUUACUGCUCCUCACUGGUACUCGAAUUACAUGAACACCAACUUGACCAAACAAAUUCUGGUCAUUAUUUGGUGUUUAGUUUUGCUCUUUGCGUUGUUGCCCGUUGCUGGCGUGGGAAAAUAUACUUUGCAGUGGCCAGGCACUUGGUGUUUUAUAAGUACAGGUGAUAAGGACGUAACGGGAAAUACGUUUUUUGCCACCACUUUUGCAUUGCUGGGGAUAUUUUCAUUGCUCGUCACUUUAUCUUGUAAUUUUGUGACCAUACGUGCAUUGGUUACGCGGUGUAAAUCGAAGCUAAGCUCGACUCAGUCAUCCAAGCAAUGGGAGAGGUUAACAACAGAGACUGUUAUUCAGUUGAUGGGCAUUAUGUGUGUCCUGUUGACAUGUUGGUCACCUCUGCUGAUUCUUAUGCUAAAGAUGAUCUCAACCCACACAUCCUCUCAUCACUGCAAGUCUGCCGCUGCAUCUCUCUCACACAAUCAGGACAUACAGAUGGACUGCAACUUCUUUCUCACAGCCAUACGCCUGGCAUCACUCAACCAGAUCCUGGAUCCGUGGGUUUACCUGCUUCUCAGGGAGAUUCUUCUGAGGAAGUUCUGCCAGGUUGCCAGUGCGGUAUCCAAGUGCUCACUGGAGGGGCAGAAGGAAAAUCAAUGUCCUCUAGAUGUCCUGAGUAAAAAGGCUAUUCAAAACGAUAACGUUCAGAAACAGUCCCUGAAUAUGGAGAACUGUAAUUUGAAUGGGGGGAAUGGGGAACAGUGACUGAAGUGGGGUUAAUAGCAUUUCAAAAUAAGAAAUACAAUGGAAUAGCUGUGAAUUGCUGUGAUGAAACCAGCAUGUAAUCACAGUCAGUCUUGUCUAGCUGACCUGUCACAGUCAAUAUACUCAAAGGGAUUUUGUACAUGGUUACUCAAUUAGCAUCCUUUGAAGUAAACUAAAUGACUGAACUUGACCGGUAAAGGUAUGCAGAACAGCAAUAUUAGUAAAUGAAAUGUGGCAAAACAAAAAGCAAAAUGAAAAACUGAUUUUGCCAGCUCCCAUGGAGUUGGUUUAAAUUGUUUUGAACCAGUGUUGGCAUUACAUAAGAAAACAUAUUUAUAUAAAUGCCAAUUGCUAGAUUGAAAUUAUAAAAUAUUUCUUGGUUGAAAUGGUUAAUAUAUGGUGUGAAAUAUAAAAUAUCAAAGCUCAUUUUGCACUCGCAGAGAAGCACUGAAUGGUCUUAUAUUCACUUUUUUAUACCUCUGCUCUCUAAAUUCAUUUUAACUUUAAAGCACAUGGCUUACUUUUAAAAUUAUAAUAUGUUUUAUUGUGCACACUUCUCAAUGCCAAGCCUGCAGAGCUCAUAACCACAGGUGGCUGUGUUUAUUGGUUUGAAUUGUUCCUGUUGAAUUUCAGAGUGAAGUUAAUGCAACAUAGAUUUGCUGAAUUUGUUGAAACGUUUCCAGACUUUGGUCAGCUGCUUUCAAAGUGACAUUUUGAAUGUGAUGCGCACACCAAGUGCCUCGCGGUACAGCAUCUGUUAAUCUGCAAGAUUUUAGAUAUUUCCUUAUAAUAAGAGCUGUCUGUGUGAUAAACUCAAGGCCCCUAAAACUCAAAUGGAAGGCAAUUUCACCUUAUUUAGAUGGCGAUUAGUCAUUAUAGGAAAUUACUUUUUCUAUGCUAGCUGUCAGGGGGCAAAUAAAGCUUUGCUCUUCUUUUUUCCAAUAUGUUCUUUAUGGCAAAUUAUGGAAUAUUUAAGAUCCAGUAGUUAUACUUUGAGACAUAAAAUGCGUUUUCUACCCAAGGCUUUACAUUAUUCCAUGCUGAUAAAAUGA
Misgurnus anguillicaudatus (oriental weatherfish) is the source of this 2449-nucleotide messenger RNA. It is a transcript of the gene ptger3, whose product is annotated as prostaglandin E receptor 3 (subtype EP3). Gene Ontology annotation, cellular component: plasma membrane. Gene Ontology annotation, biological process: adenylate cyclase-activating G protein-coupled receptor signaling pathway; negative regulation of gastric acid secretion; inflammatory response. The record is from RefSeq and is a predicted model, not a curated record. Gene Ontology annotation, molecular function: prostaglandin E receptor activity. Lineage: Eukaryota; Metazoa; Chordata; Actinopteri; Cypriniformes; Cobitidae.